This is a messenger RNA of Phaeodactylum tricornutum CCAP 1055/1, 731 nucleotides long. RefSeq lists its product with no specific name. Bases 29 to 622 code for a protein of 197 amino acids. NCBI's taxonomy places the organism in Eukaryota, Bacillariophyta, Bacillariophyceae, Surirellales, Neidiaceae. Gene Ontology annotation, biological process: protein ubiquitination. The transcript has a single exon. The record is from RefSeq and is a predicted model, not a curated record. Gene Ontology annotation, molecular function: ubiquitin-protein transferase activity.
CUUUCUCUGUCCAUUGACGUACGAAAUCAUGAACGACCCCGUCGUGGAUUUGUGCGCACAUUCGUUCGAACGCAGCGCGAUUGUGGAUUGGAUUGAAGAAAAGGGCAACGCGUGUUGUCCCAUAUCCCGGAAAGCGCUCUCUGUAAGCGACCUGGUGACCAACCAUGUGCUUGCCGAACGUAUCGAAAAGUGGCAAUGGCGGAGGGAAAUGACACGGACGGAGCAGUGGAAGCAACUCGACGGACAACUUGCCGGAACGCCUUCCAUUCCGAGACAAAACACUCCCGACAGCGCGGAUGAAGCUGAAAAUUUGCGAGCAGGUAGUAUGCAGGAUGUGGAGCUCGGAAGAACGAGUUUCGGCCGAGGACGAGGGAGGUUUGGUACCAAACAGCCUUACCAACCAAUACCAUCACGAUUCAUGCUACUUCCCCAGGAGAUCGCUUCACUCGACCGUCAACGGUCCAAAGACGAGGAAGCGAAGAUGCUACGACGAAAGAGUUGGCAGAAACUAAUAUGUAUCUCCUUGACGAUAACGACGUUGCUCGUCUUUGCUGGUCUCGCCAUUGCCAAGGGCCUAUUGAAGGCGCGAGAGGACACGGAAUUAAUGGAUGAUGAAGUGUAGUGUCGUCAAAAACCCAAAACGCUGAUUGCAGCUAUCGAUUCCCCGUACAGAUUUUGAACGCCAGUUUGCUCCACUUUUUGAUACAAUUGUGAGGUUAAUAGCGUUGUUU